UAUGUCAACUGUCACGAUAAAUCUUGGAAUCGAUGUUGCUUGAUCUCUAUUCUUUUGUGAUUGUUUUAUUUUAGUAUAUGAAAUCGUCUAUGUGGACUAUGAAAAUAAACAAUAAAAAUAUAAAUGAGUGCUCUCCAGUGCUAAACAACAAAGCUUACUAAAUAAAUUCCAUCUACAAUGACUUCCUCAGAAUUAGAGAGCCGAAACGUCCCAAUAUCCAUGAGAAAAUCAGUGGAGAAUCUUGUAAUAUCAUCGCAAGAUGCCAUCGGCCAGAGCAUCAGUCAGGCUCUCAGUUUCUCGGGAAUGAGCAACCCAGUAUAUCAAGAAACCAAAAAUCUGUCACGGUCACCAUCACCAUCUCUUAGAAUAACGGAAGCCAAACAGGACAAUAAUAUAGACAGUGAAUAUGAAAGGAGCGACGUACCGCUCGGCGCGGGCGACGCGCCCGUCGGCGUGGACGCGGCGCUCGCUGCGGCGCUCAAACCGGAUUUUAAUAAGCAGCUGUCAAACCCAGGGUCUCGCAGUUCCGACGGCAGCGGGAGGGCCAAGAAGAAGAGCUGGUACAACUCCCUGUACCCCACGUACAAGAGCAAGUCGGAGGACUUCAAGCGGCUGUUCAAGGACCUGCCUGAUGAUGAGAGGCUCAUAGUAGACUACUCGUGCGCGCUGCAGCGCGACAUCCUCGCGCACGGGCGGCUGUACGCGUCGCAGAGCUACCUCUGCUUCUACGCGAGCAUCUUCGGCUGGGAGACCUCGCUGACGCUCCGGUGGAAGGACGUCACGGCCAUCACCAAGGAGAAGACCGCUUUGGUGAUACCAAACGCGAUUCUAGUAUGUACGGAUUCGGACAAGAACUUCCUCACGUCGUUCUCGGGGCGCGACAAGGCGUACCUGAUGCUGUUCCGCAUCUGGCAGAACGCGCUCAUGGACCAGCCGCUCACCACCAACGAGAUCUGGCAGUGGGUGCACACUUGUUACGGCGAGGAGCUGGGGUUCGAUUCCGACGACGAGGGGUACACGCGGGACGCGCCCGACGAGCCGACGCAACCGCCCGACACGUCGGAGGAGGCCGUCGACACGUCGUCCAUGGACGCUGGGGGGACCGACUCGCGCGACGCUCGCGACGUGCGGGAGGUGUCCCCUGCACUGUUGACCAACGGCGAUGCUGACGGCGACGCGCUUCCCACCGACAUGUCCGACACCAGCGAGAGCGAGCCCGACCGGAACAGCGGUGAAGAGCACAAGUGCACAUCACCGCACACCGGCAAGGUGCUGCUCAAGGAGGUGUUCCCCUUCAACAUCGACCAGCUGUUCACCAUGAUAUUCACGAAUUCGCAGCUCAACCUGGAAUUGCUCGCCGUUAGAGGGGCCACCGAUUAUGUCCAGUCACCAUGGCAACCGGCGGGCGGGGUCAAGUGUCGCCAAGUGAGCUACACAUUGGGACUUACGUCGGGGCCGAUAGGGCCUAAGGAAGUGCACGUGAACGAGACCCAGAUAAUGAAUAAAUGCUCAAAGCCCGGCUACCUGUACUCGAUCAACUGCUCGAGCGAGAACUCGGGCAUCCCGUACGCGGACUACUUCAGCGUGGAGGCGCACUACUGCUUCGAGCGCGUACACGACACUACGACACGGCUCACCAUAUACGGAUGGGUCAACUACAAGAAGAGCAUGUGGCCUAUGGUCAAAGCAUUCCUAGAGAAGAACACGAUAAACGGCAUGGAGGAGUUCAGCCGGCUGCUGGAGAGCCAGCUGCGCGCGCAGCUCGCGCCCGCCGCGCCCGCCGCGCGCGCGCGCCGCCGCCGCCGGCACGACGUAAAGUGUGAGGAGAUAUAUGUGUCGCCGCCACUAUGCCCCGCGCCAGUGGCCGCCGCGCCGCCCGCAGCCAGCCGGGCGCCGCGCUGGCUGCUAGUAGCGCUCGUGCUACUGCUGCUACUCAACGCACUGCUAUAUACGCAGCUGUACUACUACAAGACGGAGAUCGAUAUGGACGAACUGCAUACUAAGCUGAGCGGCGUACGGUCAGCAGCGGCGGCGCAGUGGUCGGCGCAGCUCGCGCGGCACACGCUGCGCCAGCGCCGGCAGCUGCUCGCGUGGCGCGACGCGCUCGCCACCACGGUCGCGCACCUCGCUCAGACGGAGCAAUCGCUCGCAAAGCUGUUAGAAACGAUAAAACCGGUUCUGGAAAAAUCGGAAACUGACGAUCGGCACGGCGAGCUCUGAGCUGUUCCCGGCGGCGUCUGAGUGUCAGAUUAACUUUGUUUGGUGAAAGUGGUGAAGUGAUCAAUGGGAUAUUUCUUGGGAGACAAGAUAUUUUCAUUAGUAUAAUAUAAUCAAUGUUUGAUUUGGUUUGAGACUAUAUGUGAAACACAUAAAUACCAUUGGCCUUUUAUGUACAUAAAUCUGUAUCUAUACCGAUUAAAUAAAGCUGAAGAGUCGGUCUGUUUGAACGCGCUAAUCUCAGAAACUAUUGGACUUUAUCAAAAGUUCUUUCACUAUUUACCAUGGGCGAAGCUGGGGCGGACCGCUAGUUUAUAAUAAAUGUAAUAACUGUUUAAAUUUAAUGGAAAAUCCUAUAGUAACACAUGUUGAGUAAUCUUGAUGAAAAAAUUAUUUAAAUAGCAAAAUUUAGGAUACUAUUGGUCUAGCAACACCACGCAAAACAUUAGAAAGUAUUUGUGUAUAGCGCACAUAAAUUUGUUGAAAGUAUAUGAGUAUGUUACGUGUCAAAUUUAAAUAUCUUAUUAGUGUAACAUAGUUAUUUCAUCGUUGUGUUUAAAAUUGUAAUCGUUGGAGAUUAAACACAUGUUUCAUAAUUGCAACUGGCAAGAAAACUGCCAAUUAAUGUUACGAUUUUAUUUCAGAAACAUAAAUUGUAAAUAACAUAAUAAUUUUAACAAAAUAACUUACAUUUGUUCAUUUUGGAAUUUACAAAUAACAUUAAUUGUGGCAAUCGAUUAAAUUUUGAAGUGAUAACGUAUUAUGGAAGAGUAAACCGGUCCGUUACGUAACGCGUUACGACGCAAGUCUCUUCUAUUUUUCUCACGCAAACGGUUAAAUAAGUUUAAGUUAUCACUUCUGUCGGCGUCCCGAGACGCAUACGUUUUUUAUACUGAGGCUUCACUUUUGUUAUCUUUUUUAAAACAUAUUUUGAUUUAUUUAAACGCAAAUAGCUUACUGCUUGUUGAGUAUUUGGCGGUUUCUAAAUUAUUAGUGCAUUCUUUUAUCGGUUAGAGAAGUGUGGUUUAGUUGUGUAAGAGUUAAUUUACUCUGUUGUUUUGAGAGUGGUGUGAAAAAUAAAAUUUCGUUAGAUCAUAAUUAAUGUGUACUUAUGUUUCUAAAUUUAAUUUUUUUACUCAAACAAUUUAGUGAUAUUUCCAUAAAUAACGGUAACGAUUGAUUUGCGAAAAUUCGUAGAUUAUGGAAAAGAAAACCUUCAAUUAAAAGGUUCUAUGAAGCAGGCGUGGUGGGAACCCCUAUCAAGACGUCUUAAAGCAGUACUAACUCGAGUGUAGAUUGACAGUAGACGAGGUCGUCUACCUACAUAGCGCUGUCAUUUUUCCACACUGGAAUUAGUACUGCUUCAAGAAAUCUUGCUAAUCCCGCUGAUAUUAGUUUUGAGAUUCACAUUGAAAUAUAUAAAUAAGAAAAAUGCGUUAAUUGAAUAUGAACGCGUGAUAGAUAACGUAAAUUUACGAAAUAUGCAUCACAAUAUUUUUGUAGAUAAUAAUAUUGACUUUAAUAAAUAUUAUUGCAUUAUGGAGUCACACAUAAUACUUCGUAAACGUCCCAAAUAAAUUAUGCUAACACUAACAUGUGUAAAUAAAAAGGGUACAAUAUAGGAAUAAUGUUAUGUGGCCAAAAAUCUGUUCUUGGGGAUGUUCCAUUUUUUUUUUUUUCACUUCUAAACUUGGAAUUUACUAACAAAAUUUGGAUAUUUAUUUUGUGAAUCACAUUUUAUAUUAUAAUUUUGUUUGCAGGGUACUUGCGGGUACUUAAUUUGAAAUUAUAAGACAUAUAAUUUUCAUAUUUUAAAUAAGCGAUAUCUCCUCCCAGGUACUUCGGUGACCGUUUUUGUAAAAAAUAAUUAUUAUUCUGUAAUAAUUACGUUAAUGCCAAAUCAACUUAGUACUAUUCCUUUCUGUGGCUUUUUUUACACUUUGUGUAUAAUUAUUUAUUUCUGUUGUAAUUAGAUGUCAAUGUAAAAUGGAAUCACGGUUAGGUGUCAUUAAACAACAUUAUAUUUUAAGUUUUAAGUUAAGCUUUUUAUAUUUUGAGUAAUCUUUCGUGUAAAAUGUGUAUAAUGAAUGUCAUUUAAAUGCUGGUAACAUUAAUGUCAAAUCGUAGUUGACCUCAAAAUCUAUAUUACGUUUUCCUAAUAGAUUAAAUUAUAUUAAAUGUGUAAAUUAUAACUGUAUUAUGUUGUUAAAAUCGUGUAGUGAAAUAUAAAUUUAAUAAGAGAUAAAAAAAAAAUAUAUUUCUAAAAUUGUUCGAUGUAUUAGAUCUCCUCUGAUGAAUAUUUUGGUGCUGUUAAUUUUUAAAUUUGUGGGAGCUUGCGUUUUAUUCUCUGAUCCUAUUCUGUUGGUGGAAUUGUACUGAAACAAUCGAUUGGUUGUGGGUCCGU
Molecule: messenger RNA, 4621 nt
Organism: Zerene cesonia (dogface butterfly)
Lineage: Eukaryota; Metazoa; Arthropoda; Insecta; Lepidoptera; Pieridae
Product: protein Aster-B-like
Exons: 18
Coding region: 178-2220 (680 amino acids)
Biological process (GO): intracellular sterol transport
Cellular component (GO): endoplasmic reticulum membrane; plasma membrane; endoplasmic reticulum-plasma membrane contact site
Molecular function (GO): sterol transfer activity; sterol binding
Source: RefSeq, a predicted model, not a curated record